AAAGUUUAGGAACUUAUCCUCUUAACAGUAUCAGUUCUUGCAUGCAGAUGUGAGUUGCGUUUCCUAAGAAGAGGCUUAUAAAUAGACCUGUGCUGUAAUCAUUUUCCUCAUCUCAAACCUUGAGUUUCUUCACCUACUAGUAUCAUAAAAGCUUGCUGCAUUUCUGUUAUUUCAUUACCAUUAUAUCUCACAAACAAAGCAUUCAUUCAAAGAUAAUGGAUGUUGUGAAGGGUUUGGUGCAGGAAAGGCCAGUGGUUAUUUUCAGUAAGACUGGCUGUCCUGUGAGCCAUUCGAUGAGACAGCUCAUCACUGGCUUUGGCGCUAAUCCUACUGUAUAUGAAAUUGAUCAAAUGCCAAAUGGACGAGAAAUUGAUAGAGUUCUGCAGAUGAUGGGCCGCAGACCCAGCGUACCAUCCAUCUUCAUUGGUGGAAACUUUGUAGGUGGGCCCAAUGAUGUGAUCACCCUUCAGGUUCAGGGAAGACUGGUACAAAUGCUGAUGGAUGCCGGAGCUAUUUGGGUCUGGAAUAGGAACUAACUAACUUAUCCAGGAUCAGCAGUUAGAAGUAGAAUAAAGGAAGUUAUAGUUAUGAUUUUAUAGAGGACUUGAACGGGAAAUAAUGUGUCUUCUGCAGUGCCUUGUUUUUCUAAGCACAAUCAUAUUUUGAUGACUGAAAAUUAGUGUUUUUCAGUCAGUCAUAUUCUCCUUCUGCUAAAAUAUAUUUAUAUAUAAAGAAAAAUUACGAAUAAAUUUUAUA
Spinacia oleracea (spinach) is the source of this 756-nucleotide messenger RNA. Its product is annotated as monothiol glutaredoxin-S6-like. Bases 216 to 536 code for a protein of 106 amino acids. The record is from RefSeq and is a predicted model, not a curated record. Lineage: Eukaryota; Viridiplantae; Streptophyta; Magnoliopsida; Caryophyllales; Amaranthaceae. The transcript has a single exon.